AUGCCGGGCGCUUCGCCGAGACUGUCGCCGACAGUGUCGCCGAGACUGUCGCCACGACUGUCGCUGGCGGCGUUGGAUUCCAUCGUUUUGGGGGACGAACUGUGGCGGAGCAUAGAGAGGCUCGACGGGCGCACCGACGACGAAGAGGGAUGCGACGACGAGGGGCGCGGCGCGCAGGAGGGUUGCGGCGCGCAGGAGGGCAUCGGCCCGCUCCCCUCCGCCGUCGGCCCGCUACACGAGCGCGGAAGCACUCUCUCCGCCUCUACCCCUCCUGAUGCCGCGCAGAUGCCUGCCGACGGCAUUGAGCCCAUUGGUGCGGCGACGAGGCACGUGCGCGGGGCGUCGCAUACCGUGGGCGCAGCUCCGCCGCUCCUCCGCGCGCGGGCGGCUGACGGCCACGGCCGCCGCGCCUGCGCACUUCUCGCGCUGCCUACCGCGUCUUCGCGCAUCCCACCUCCGCCAGGCGCGCUGAAACGGCGCGCGGACGAACUGGGAAGGAGCGAGGGCGCGCGGAAUAGCCUCGUCGUAACGCCGCCUGCCUAUAGAAGCAGCGGGGGCGCUGGCGCGACUCGCACUCCGGCAACGUAUCGCAUCGCUGGUGGUGGUGCUGAUUGGCGGGACCCCGCCGCGCACAGAGGAGGCGGGAGAGUGCGGCCUGGACCGCCCUCGCCCCUCCUCCUCCCACCCCUCGCUCUUCCGUCCUCUCCCCCAGCCCUCACAGCCCCUUCCCCCAGCUUUUCAGCACUCACGCUCCCUUCCCCCCUCGCACUCCCCACGCCAUCCACGCCCUUUUCUUCUGACCGCACGCCCCGGACUGCCACUGCACCCGUCCGUCACCGCUCACCUGCGCACCCCCCUGCCAACCCCUCACGCGCACGCUGCCCUGCCACCGCCGCGUUGCCCCCUUGGCGCACUCAAGGGGCUGAGAGGCCCGAUGGCGGAGCUCUGGGGGGAACGGCCGUGGAGGGAGGAGUGACCGUUGGGGUAGGGGCGGCUGUGGGCGCAGGAGCAGCAGUGGCAGGGAGAGCAGCAGUGGGCAUCAGGAAAAUCGUGGGCGCGCACACAGUGGCAUUGGGAUUGCGCGGAGGGGGCAAGGCAGAUGCUGCACCACCUAUGGAGAUAACGGCAGGGGCAGCAGCAGCGGUGGUGGUGACACCUGCAGCAUCGGCAGCAUUGGUGGGUGCAACAAGCACAAGAACAGCUCCAGAUGCCACAGCAAUUGCAGCGGAAGGAGAGAUAGCAACGGAAAGAGACACAGCAGCAGCAGCAGCAGCAGCAGCAACAGCAACACCCGAGGCAAGAGCAGAGUCAGCAGAACCUGCCAAGGCGGCAGGCGGGGUAGGCAGCGCUGCAGGAGAGGGGCAGGCGGGGGGUAAGCGGCGGAAGGUGGGGGGUGGGGCGCGCGUGUGCAUGUCAGCGGAAGCAGCGGCAGCACUGGAGGAGUACCGGGAGAAGGCAGCACAGCGGCAGCGGCGAGGCACUGCCAUGGACGCGCAGAGCGUGGCUGCGCGGCGGAGGAGAGCCAACAUCAGCAGCAGAAUGGGCGUGCUCAAGUCACUGGUGCCGGGCAGUGCACGGCUGGACACGGCAUCACUGCUGGAGCGGGCAGCAGCCUACAUCGCCUUCCCUAACCCCUGUCUCACAUUCCCUGCCAUUCCCCCCCCUCCUCUCCCACCCGUCCCCUCCAAUGUGUCCCACCAGUCACUGGUACCGGGCAGUGCACGGCUGGACACGGCAUCACUGCUGGAACGAGCAGCAGCCUACAUCGCCUUCCUGCAUGACCACUCCCUUGCUGCAGGCGCCGGGCACGCUGACAUGCUGCAAGCACGCUUCACUCAUGGGCUGGGUGCGGUGGAUGAGGGUGUGGAGGGUGGUGGUGGCAGUGACGGCUGUGCUGAUGCUGCUGGGGUUGGUGCUGCUGGGGGUGCUGCUGGGGGAGGUGCUGGUGCUGGUUGUGGGGGCGAUGCGGGUGCAAGUGCAGAUGACAUGGAGUGCAUGGACAGUUGA
This is a messenger RNA of Closterium sp. Naga37s-1, 2007 nucleotides long. The record is from the annotation of a GenBank genome assembly. Lineage: Eukaryota; Viridiplantae; Streptophyta; Zygnematophyceae; Desmidiales; Closteriaceae.